This is a messenger RNA of Balaenoptera acutorostrata (minke whale), 1143 nucleotides long. Its product is annotated as peroxisomal multifunctional enzyme type 2-like. The record is from RefSeq and is a predicted model, not a curated record. NCBI's taxonomy places the organism in Eukaryota, Metazoa, Chordata, Mammalia, Artiodactyla, Balaenopteridae. The transcript is spliced from 13 exons. Gene Ontology annotation, molecular function: oxidoreductase activity. Bases 1 to 1143 code for a protein of 380 amino acids.
AUGUUAUGUGUCUUAUUUGUUUAUUUUUGCAUUGCAGUGAAUGAUCUAGGAGGGGACUUCAUGGGAGUUGGUAAAGGCUCCUUAGCUGCUGAUAAGGUUGUUGAAGAAAUAAGAAGGAAAGGCGGAAGAGCAGUGGCCAACUAUGAUUCAGUGGAAGCAGGAGAGAAGGUUGUGAAGACAGCACUGGAUGCUUUUGGAAGAAUAGAUGUUGUGAUCAACAAUGCUGGAAUUUUGAGGGACCGUUCCUUUGGUAGAAUAAGUGAUGAAGACUGGGAUAUCAUCCAGAGAGUUCAUUUGCGGGGCUCAUUCCUGGUGACCCGGGCAGCGUGGGAUCACAUGAAGAAACAGAAAUUUGGAAGGAUCAUCAUGACUUCAUCGGCUUCAGGAAUAUAUGGCAACUUUGGCCAGGCAAAUUAUUGUGCUGCAAAGCUGGGUCUUCUGGGCCUUUCAAAUUGUCUUGCAGUUGAAGGCGAGAAAAGCAACAUUCAUUGUAACACUAUUGCCCCUACUGCUGGAUCACGGUUGACCCAGAACAUUUUGCCUGAUGAUCUUCUGGAAGCUCUGAAGCCAGAUUACGUGGCACCCCUGGUCCUUUGGCUUUGCCAUGAGAGUUGUGAGGAAAAUGGUGGCUUGUUUGAGGUUGGAGCAGGAUGGAUUGGAAAAUUACGAUGGGAGCGGACCCUUGGAGCCAUUGUAAGACAGAGGACUCAGCCAAUGACUCCUGAGGCGGUGAAGGCUAACUGGACGAAGAUCUGUGACUUUGAUAAUGCCACCAAGCCUCAGAGAAUUCAAGAAUCAGUUGGCGGUAUAAUUGAAGCUCUAAAUAAAAUAGAUUCAGAUGGAGGAGUUUCGGCAAAUCAUACCAGUAAUGUGACAUCAACAGCUACAUCAGGAUUUGCUGGAGCUAUUGGCCAUAAACUUCCUCCAUUUUCUUCUUCUUAUACGGAACUGGACACUAUUAUGUAUGCCCUUGGAGUGGGAGCAUCUAUCAAGGAACCGAAAGAUUUGAAAUUUAUUUAUGAAGGGAGUUCUGAUUUCUCCUGUUUGCCUACCUUCGGAGUUAUUCUGGCUCAGAAAUCUAUAAUGGGUGGAGGAUUAGCAGAGAUUCCUGGGCUCUCAGUCAACUUGGCAAAGAGUAAGUAA